AUGCCAGCAGCAGUGCCAGGUCGCGCCCUUGCCCGGGGUGUGCUGGGGAUGCUUCUGCUCUGGCUUUUAGAGGCCGUUUGUGAAGAUAAGCCCGGCAAGAGAGCAGAGCCCUCUGAAAGAGCUGACACCCUCGCCCUAGCCGAUGACCUUCAUUUACCUGUUGCUGUACCUGAAGUUCCCUCUUCACCAAGACAUGAAUUUCCUGCAGACUGGAGUAUUAAAACACGACUUUUAUUUAUGUCUUCCCAACCUUUUACCUGGGCAGAACAUUUAAAAGCUCAAGAGGAAGCUCAAGGAUUUGCUCAGCAUUGUAGAGCUACGGAAACAAACUUGCCACAGAGCGUACAGGAACCAAAACUGUCCACGGAACUGCGCUGUGCCUUUCAGCAAAGCCUCGUUUACUGGCUUCACCCUUCACUGCCAUGGCUGCAGCUGUUCCCUCGGAUCGGAGCAGAUAGAAAGAUGGCUGGGAAGGCCAGUCCUUGGUCACAGGAUGAAGCAUUGCAGCAAGUGCUAAUGAGCGACUGGUCUGUCAGCUUUACUUCUCUCUACAACCUGCUCAAAGCCAAGCUGUGUCCCUACUUCUAUAUAUGUACCUACCAGUUUACCGUCCUGUUCCGAGCGGCUGGUCUUGCGGGAAGUGACGUUAUCACAGCUGCAAUUUCUCCCACAACUAGAGGUUUAAGGGAAGCCAUGAGAAAUGAAGGCAUAGAGUUUUCUCUGCCUUUGGUGGAAGAAAGUAGAACCCCGAAACAGAAAAACUCGGAAGUGAAUUUGGAAAUGGAAGUUGCCAGCAGCCUCGAAGUGGGCAACAGCACGGAAGAUGGAGGGGAACCAGCUCCCAGCGAUGAUGAUGAUGAUGAAAGCUUCUCUUGGCUUGAGGAGAUGGGAGUCCAAGACAAGGUUAAGAAACCAGAUGCUAUUUCUAUAAAACUUCGUAAGGAGAAGCAUGAGGUGCGGAUGGAUCACAAACCCGAAUCCCUUGCGUUAGUGAAAGGAACAAACACCUUCACCUUGCUGAACUUCCUGAUAAACUGUAAGAGCCUAGUGGCUGCCGCAGGUCCGCAAGCUCGAAGUAUAAAUGCCAAAGCCAGGGUUCACUUGGCCUACGAGGAUGUGUUCAGUUUGGAGAUCAUAGGCCCUGUCCUGCCUCAUUCCCUGCAUUCCCUGACCACGCUGCUCAAGUCAGCACAGAGGGGAGCCUUCUCUGCCGUGUUCUACACGCACGAGCCAACUGCCGUGUUUAACGUAGGGCAUGGCGCGUCAAAAGCUAAUCCUACAUGUUCUCGUCUUCAGGCUCGAAGUAUAAAUGCCAAAGCCAGGGUUCACUUGGCCUACGAGGAUGUGUUCAGUUUGGAGAUCAUAGGCCCUGUCCUGCCUCAUUCCCUGCAUUCCCUGACCACGCUGCUCAAGUCAGCACAGAGGGGAGCCUUCUCUGCCGUGUUCUACACGCACGAGCCAACUGCCGUGUUUAACGCUCACCUCGACCCUGCAAGCCCUGCCUUAAACAAGGAAACCGUAUGCAAAGAUACACCUACGUGUGGACUGCAUCCUAAGACCUUGGAUCAACUGAGUCAGUGUCCAACACUGGGAAAAUCUUCCAUCCGAUUUCUGGAAAUGAAGGAUUAUGCUUAUACCUGGAAAUCCUAGGUAUGCUAGUUCCACUGAACGGAAAAGAAUGCUCUCAAGCAUGCGGUUGCUGCGCUUCAUUCGGUCUACGUGGGCAGCACCCGUGCAGUACUGGGAGGGACACGAUAGAGUUGAACAUCACAGGCAACUGCCUAUUACCUGACAUAAAACACUUCAAAGGACUCUUGAAGGAAACGGCCUUGGACACCUCCUUUUGUAUUUUAUAAAGCCUUUUUUAAAUAAAACUUGAUGAAACCUGAUUGUCUCUUGGUCUGGAAGGUCUGUGUUCUUCACACACAAGCACAUUCUAUUCUGAAGUACAGAAUUUCUGCUACUGCUCCGUGGUGGUAACUCCUAACCAUUUUGGAUGGGUGGAAUUCUUGGCAAAACCCCUUCCAAACUGUUCACAGCACCCUGCCAGAAGCUUGCCAGCUACACCGUGGUCUGGUGCACCUCUUGGUUUGCAGUCAGCUCUGAACUCCAGAGAGAUCAAUGGAAGUCAGCCAGACACGAGCGCAGAGUUCCAGCUGCAGCUGCUUCAGAUUAGAAGGUGAAGCUUCCUCAGAACUGCUUGGCAUAGCUGUCUGGUAUUCCCGUACCCACUUACACCUGAAAAUGAGCUAGACUUCCAAAAAGCAAUUUGUACAAACUAUAACCUGACUCGGGCCAAGUGGGAGCAGUAACAGUUGCGCCACCUGAUCAAAGACCGAGCAAAUGAGCAGGAGGCUGCUGAGCUGACUGCGCGCUCACAGCAACCGUCCAGGCUGGUGACAGGUUUAACGCAGCUGGUUUCACUUGAGGUAGUCAAAGCUGUUAAGUCUAGAGGCACGUAAGUCGCUUUUUAACACAGCUGUCAGGCGAUCGGAUUCCUGCAGCAGAGAAUACUGAAUCUGAAGGGCGGUACGCAGGCUACCGUCCCGCUCGUGUGCUCCGGCGGCGUUUCUGAUUCAACUGAGCACAGAAAAGCAAGCCGUGCUCGCGCCACGAGGUCAGCUACCCUCAUCGUUACUACAGCGCCCUUCUGCUCACCACCACAGAAUCUCUGAUUCUGGAACAGUAACAUUAAGCCUCAGUUGAGGAAAACGCCUGUAAACUUAAAAAUGUGGGCAGGUAAACUGCAGACUGAAGCAGGAUGGAAGCUUCCAGUGCAGCCUUCCAGUUACUUGGUAUCACCACCACUUGAAGUGUCCUACCCCCAGAAUACAGCACAUAUACAAUUGCAGUGGGAAACUUUGUAUUUGUUACUUUACGGUUAACUCCCGUGACAGUGUCAGCCUAGGGAUACACUGAACAAGAGUAGCAUCCAAAAAACCCAGAUAAAGGGAAAGCCCCUCUCUUACGAUAGAAGGCGGCACCAUAGAACACGAAACACUUACUUUGAUAAUGCCAAAUGCUCCAUUUCUGGGGGAGUUCCGGGUAGUACACUCCAACUUUAAUUAAUCUUUACACUUCUCCCCAGCUAAUCUAGAAGCAAGUAACUGAAUCUCUCCCCUUUGAUUAGUAUUAGACACCAAGAGGGAAAAUCCAGCGCCAAUGGCAUCGUGGGGAAUCCCAGAAGACUGGGUUUCUCAAGCAGCUGGUGCACUAACUACGCUUCCCUUUCCAGUGGCUUUUUAAGGGAAUAACAGUUCACUCAAUGCCUUUUUCUAUCCAGCUUUCUCUGCCUACGUCAGUCCUAGCCUCUGCUACCGGGCUUUGCAGUCUGCUGCAAACUCACCCUCGGCCCAGCGCUACAGCCUGUCUGCUGCUAGGAAAUACAGUAAUUGCUAUUCACUUCGGUUCCAGUUUGCAUUUUCACAUGUAGCACGUUAAGGGUUAGAGACACCGGCGCCAAUUAAUAUCUUUCACUCAUUUAAAAAAAAAAUUGAAUUGCAAUUACAUUCUUGUAGUGUAGAACUGCAUCGUUUCAAAAUUUACCACCAAAUUCUUUUAUCGCAUGCUUUGUGUUAUUACCCGAGCUGUAGUUCCUCCCUGCACCGUAAACUUGGGUUUAAGUCACAGAUCCGCCUGGAAUUGCAGAAGCGCAUUCCAGUUGCUUAGAGCUCUGGGAUUCGGUGCCGUUCCUGAAGCACCCUUGGCUCCAGUGAACUUUCCCUAUAAAAGCUGCAGCAUUACGCUACCCACUCCGCUGUUCUUCCGUCUACAGGUAGUGUCAGCAACUGCUACCAUUCUUCCAGAUGCUGGUAGAGCAGUAAGGUUUAUUUAUUUAACCCUGUCCAAAUGGGGGAAUUUUCAUCACGGCUAUGAUUUGUUCGGGCCAGCUAGAGACUUGCAGCAGUUGAUUAAGAUACUGUAUAGUUUUCGCCCUUUUCAAUUUCAAAGCCAAUUUCAAAUUUUCCAAGGUGUAGUGUAGGAACUUCACCUCCCUGCUCCUCCAGUCCUAACUAUUUAAAAACUAAAAGUUAGAAAAGCCUGCCCAGAAAUUGUUCUGGUGGAAGCUGGCUGGGCCAGUUCUUGGGCGCCUGUUUCAAACUGCUCCUCUCUCGUGUGACAGGGAAACCAGAAGCACUUUCAGCACGGUUACUUCUAGGAAAAAGAAUCCUGCAGCAAAAGGAAACCCAGCAGCCACACAGAUCACGUCUUCCAUCAGCAGACAGCUAAAGUCUUGCAUAAAUAACCAGGUUCCAAGAGAGUGUUUCCUAGUUGUUCGCUUUAAUAUGUCACUACUUAUCUAUUCCUGCAUGCAAAACACACUCAAACCAAUUCAGAUUUACAAAUUUAACAGAAGCGCGUCGCUGCACUAGCCUUAGAGUCAUAUAUCGUUCUAAACAACAAGGAAUGAAACUAAAACAGAAACCUUGAAAUCAAGAAGUGUCGUAAUUAGGGCAUUACAGACCUUAAUUAUUUGGGGGGUUUUUUGUAAGUCUUCCUUAAGACCAAAGGUUAAAUCCACAGACAGUACCACGUCUUUUAAGGCAUGAAAUCCAGACUUGCCUAAACAGUUAUUUUUUUAAAAUGGAGUCUUCAACAGGACCGAGUUCAUCUGCUCCUUGGUGCCGUGAGAUAACAUGUAUCUUAACAUUACACAUGGGGAAUAUAGAGCAAAAAAAGAACAAAACAACAAGUACAAGAGACUUUAUGUUCCCAGACUCGAUACCGUACAGCUAUGAAACCAGUGCUUACAUGGACACCGUCAACUAAACAAAAUGAUCAACAUCUCUGAUGCGUUAGCUCUACCAAACCAGGUAUUGAAACAAAAGUCCAAUUAGGAGCUGUUCCCGCGUCCCGAGUUAAUUACUUUAAGUCGUACAUCAAAAAGCCAGACUUCAGACAAGACAGAUCCAACACCCAGCUCUCCCAAGGCAGACCUUUCCGUUGCUGUACGAUCGCAUUUACUUUUGGUUUUCAUACACACCUUCCAACUAGUUCAGCAAAUGAGGCAAGGAGAUCUUCAAAUAUUUAGUCAGAGACUGAAGGCGAGAAGCCACAAAGGGAAAAAAGUUUUUAAUUAAAGACAACUACGUCCAUGAAAAUUAAGAUCAACUUAGGCAUUUCUAGAGCGCUUCGACAGACUAACAUGGGGCUUUACUUCUCGGAAGCGUGUGGUGCAGAUCCAAAUACCAUUUCUCUGCUGUACACAACAUGAGACCUCGAACCUCGUCCCUUCAGGGCAAAGACAGACACCUUGUUCCGUAACAGUUGACAGAAUGCACGCAAGUCGCCUUACUCCGUGGAAGAGGAAGUACUGGCAAUCCUUCACCUCCACGUUCCUGCUACCAUUGCAGAGGUCAUUCACUUUAGGCUCGAGCACAGCCUUACUGCCUGCAACCUGUAUUUUGUUCCUGUCCCAGACGAAGCUCUGGUCAGUAGAUGUCGUACGAAGAGACCUCAAAAAGACUCUUCUGAAGUAAGCACCUGAACGACCAGAGUCCAUAAAUCCCGGCAGUCUGCUUGUAGCUCGGACAAAUCUGGCAAGAGGUGUACGAUGCCCUUUCCACUACAAAGUGCACACAGCUAAAGUACUAAUACUUCUUAAAUUACAAAAAAAAAAAAAAUAAAAAAA
Molecule: messenger RNA, 5632 nt
Organism: Egretta garzetta (little egret)
Lineage: Eukaryota; Metazoa; Chordata; Aves; Pelecaniformes; Ardeidae
Gene: DONSON
Product: DNA replication fork stabilization factor DONSON
Exons: 11
Coding region: 1-1650 (549 amino acids)
Biological process (GO): nuclear DNA replication
Cellular component (GO): nucleus
Source: RefSeq, a predicted model, not a curated record